Exophiala xenobiotica is the source of this 3199-nucleotide messenger RNA. RefSeq lists its product as uncharacterized. The transcript is spliced from 2 exons. Bases 510 to 1550 code for a protein of 346 amino acids. Lineage: Eukaryota; Fungi; Ascomycota; Eurotiomycetes; Chaetothyriales; Herpotrichiellaceae. The record is from RefSeq and is a predicted model, not a curated record.
GGUAGAGAUACCCGAGGCUCGAUUUCCACCACUAACGAAAUAGCUAUGGUGGAAUGAUCUUUUCUCUGAAUAUGCAGAGGGUGUGGAGAGCAAGAGAGGAUGGCGGGUAAGAUGGCAAAGGUCGGCAAGGUAGAGAGCUAUUAUUACAGGAUUGAGGCCGCACUCAUGGCCUGCUGUGGUUAUUCUGACUCUUCUUGCAUUCGGUGAACUCCUUACCAGUAAACAGCAAGAUCACUCUGCUAGACAUCUGUGGGCGAGGGAUUCUGAGAGAUUUUCUCCUGCAACGAGCAUGAUCAGGCUGCGCGCCCGUCCAGGUCAACGACGAGUGAAAUAAGCGACUUUUGGUCGUCUCGCAUCGCUAUCAGGCUGUCGGAAGCCACAGGUCGAGAAUAUCCAACACGCUCCUCGAUUAGCGACAGCACGAGAUUGUCCGGUACUGCUUGACGGACAUACGACACCGACCACAGCAGAUAUCUACCCAGGUCGCCCGAAGGACAAAACGUGUCACAAUGUAUCCAUCAGCACCAGAUCAUCGCCCACUCUUGGUCAACCUCCUCCUCGCUCUCGCCCUGACAUCUCUCCUCGCCGACCCCGUCGUCGCUCAACAACCCGACCAAACCCUCGUCAGCUGCUCCGCCAUUCCCGGUUGUUCAUCGUCGACCGGAUGUACCGUGGGCAAUGCCACGAACGCAUUCCUCGGCGCAACCUCUUUCAACGCCAGCCUUCCGCAAGCAUCCUCAUCCUCGUCCACGUCCACAGACUCCGUGGAGCUAACAUGGACCGUCGGCGCUCUGUCUUCGACCUCGUCAUCCGCGGCAGACACCCUUUUCACCAAGAACUUCUACCUCGGCUACCCACCGUCGUUGUCCCUCGCCAGCGAGACCAGUUUCACCGGAUGCGCAUUGUUUUUCGAAGGCAUUGCGCGCAGUAUAUCACUCAACGGCAGCGAGUACGGGAGUAUGACGUGCAGCCAGACUCUGGGAGCCCAGUGCGUGAGUGAUCUUCUGAGCCAGGCGAAGGCGCAGGUUCAGAGCCUUGCGAAACAGGGCGGUGCCGGGGAUGAUGGCACCUGUGCAAAUCUGCAGGAUACAAUGGAGCGCAAUCCGCCACAGAGCUGUUGGGGGACAGCUAUGGUGACGUGGGGGAGCGUUGUUGCUCAGGAUCUCACUGGGCCCAACGCCCCAGUGACGCCCACGACAGAGGGGACGUGUCACCCGUCCAUCGCCGGCAAGGGGUACACCGUUGCACUGAUCGAGAGCCAAACUGUGCGGUCGGAGGAUGUAUCGAGCGACCAUGCGCCGUUCUUUUACUCCGUCACACCCGUUAUCAGUGUCUUUUACCAAUCAGGCUCAGAGCCGAAGGCGUAUAUGUCGUGUCUGAAAGUGGUCGACGAAGAUGCGACUAGAUCCGGUUCUGGAAGUGGUGGUGUCGUUUCGACGCAGACAUCCAACGGUGCUUCCGGAGGAGGUCCGUCAACCGUUUCGCUGGCAUCUUUUGCUUGGGCCAUACUCGGCUUGGGCGUUGUUAUCCUCAUGUCGGGCUGGGUGUGAAGGUCUUUCGUUCAUGGGCAGGCAUAUGAUACGACGAUGAGAGUUAUGAUCCAACUGUCGGGGUUCCAGGCACAACCGAACCUCGCGCCGGACCUUUACGAUUUAGAUGGACGUCCUGGCAUGGCUACGUCUUACGACAUUGGGCUCCACGCUACCAAACCAUUCCUCAAUCGACUCGACCACGAAGUUUCUUUCUCUGGGACACAUUACUAAUCCGCCCAAAUUUCAUUCGCGACAGACAUCUAGCUGGACAAUACGCGAAAUCGCUUUCAAAACUAUAGGGGUCUGAGCCUGGAGAUCAAAAAUGGUCUCCUUGAACGCUUUGAUUCUACCAGAGGGCUUUGCCUUCAACUUCGGGUGGAUGGAUGCUCAACAUCUAAUCCACGCAAAGACCACUUCAAAACACGUCUUACGGAGCACUCGGCUCUGGCAGAUACUUUUUCUCCAUCUUUCGCAUCACUGCGUCGCCCUGCAGAGCAAAAACAUCCGAUACGGGCGCAAUCUGGCCCUCCACGCCAGCAAUCCCAUUAUCCUGUACAAUUUGCCGGAAAGUGUGUCGCAUGGCCGCGACCGUGGCUCGAAUGCUGUGAUUGCCACAGAUGAUCAGACGCACUUUACCGUCGGUCAGCCUCGAAAUCUCUUCGAAUGAGAGCUGUGGAUAACUGGUCGGCACCACUACCAAGGGCACUCCGUUUCGUGGCCAUGCGCGACAGAACGAGAUCAUCUCGUCCGGUGCCUUUUGCUUGCUGUGAAUCAGAAUCGCAUCUGCUCCGGCGUCCGCAUACGCAAGGGCCCGCUUCAAUGCUUCCUCUUGGCCCAACCCGGCAAUCAGCGCCUCGGUGCGCGCAAUGACCAGCAUGGACCCCAAGUCUUUCGCGGCGGCGAUUUUGCCUCGAAACUCAUAGAUGGAAACUAACGAUUGUCGACCAUCUAUCCGAAGACUACUGUCCUUGGGGAAUGUUUUGUCUUCGAUCACGACGGCAGCAACCCCGGCGGCCUGGUAUCGUGGGAUCGCGUACGCAAGAUUAAUGGCAUUUCCAAAACCUGUGUCUAGGUCGGCGAUGGUAGGGAGGUCUUGCACCUCACCCAUCGCCCUGGUGGUCUCGAGGUGGAUGCUCGGCGAAACGAUGCUCGCGUCGGGAACGGCGUAUGACGCGGACAGUUCGAACCCGCUGGCCCAAAUUGCAUCGAAGCCGUCGGUCUCUGCGACUAUCUUGGCCGAGAGAGGGUUGUGGGCAGCCAUGGCGAUUGCCGGUCCAUGAGCUCCUCCGCGAAUUUUGGCGCGCAAGGCGUCGAUUCUCCUUUGUGCGGCCAUCGAGGUGGACGCCUUCGGCAAUGGUAUACUUUUGUGACGACGCUGUCGCGCCACAGGUUGGUAAGAUAUGAAUGAAGGAAGAUUAGAUGCAAGAAGAUGUGGCCGCAGGAAUUUGUAUAUCAAAAUGGAAGCCGAGCACGCGACCGCUAAAUUGCAAGGGAAGUGUUUUGGACAGACAGAACAAUUGGGAUACCCUGUCUCCUGGUCUCCUGGCACUCCCUUUCCUUUCCGAGUUAACCGCCUCGGGGGUGGGCUUCCGAACACGCUCCACUGCUGCAUCCGAGGCCGUAAAGCCAUGAUCCAGCGGCUACUUCCCUUGUGUAAGAAUCUAUUC